Molecule: messenger RNA, 1242 nt
Organism: Oreochromis aureus
Lineage: Eukaryota; Metazoa; Chordata; Actinopteri; Cichliformes; Cichlidae
Product: caspase-3-like
Exons: 7
Coding region: 151-1014 (287 amino acids)
Biological process (GO): neuron differentiation; proteolysis; apoptotic process
Cellular component (GO): cytoplasm
Source: RefSeq, a predicted model, not a curated record
UUCUCCCGCCCACACUGGGACGGCGUUCCCACUGGCUGCCAAGUUUUAAGUGAGAGGUUUUCUGUUUGACGUUAUUUAUGUCACAGAUGUCAUAAAAGCGCAUUCUACUGUUUUCUACUGUCUCAUUACGGGGUUCGUUUAUUUAGGAACAUGGCUGAUGGUGACACGCAGAGAGAGGGGGAUGUGGUGGAUGCCAGCCUCUUCAAAUUGUGGAAACAAGCAAAUGCAGGAAAGGGUAAGACCAAGGAAACGAACAGCAGCAGACCAGAAGCCUCUGUCUCUUACCGCUACAAGAUGGACUACCCAUGCAUCGGCACCUGUUUGGUUAUCAACAACAAGAACUUCCAGCCAACAACAGGGAUGAACACUCGUGAUGGCACAGAUGUUGAUGCUAAAAAUGUUGAGAACACCUUCGGUAAGCUGGGCUACAAGGUCAAAGUGCACCAUGACCAGACUGUGGCGCAGAUGAAGAAACUAAUGCUAGAUGCAUCCAAGGAGGACCACAAGAACAAUGCAUCAUUCGUGUGUGUGCUGCUUAGUCAUGGAGAUGAGGGCGUGAUAUACGGCACCGAUGGCCCUGAAAGGUUCGAUACCCUGGCGAAGUACUUCAGAGGAGACUGCUGUGCGGGUCUGGUGGGGAAGCCAAAGCUCUUCUUCAUUCAGGCAUGCCGUGGUACAAACCUGGAUGAUGGAGUCAUUGAGACCGACAGUGGAGGAGACGAGCAGACGUCUGAGAAGAUUCCUGUGGAGGCCGACUUCUUAUACGCCUAUUCCACCGCUCCAGGAUACUACUCAUGGAGAAACACAACCUACGGCUCCUGGUUCAUACUGACGUUGUGUGAGAUGUUGGAGUGCUACAGUCGGAAGCUGGAUCUGAUGCAGAUCAUGACACGAGUCAACUACGGUGUUUCACGCUACUUCGAGUCCUCCAGCAACCUGCCUGGAUUUGCUCGCAAUAAGCAGAUCCCCUGUAUCGUCUCUAUGUUGACCAAAGACUUUUACUUCCCCGUCUAGAUUUACAUGGUUGAACCUCAAUGAUCUUUGUUCUCCUUGACCAAAUGCAAAGUCUGAUGCUGUGCUGCAGCUGAUGCAGAGCAGGAUGACAGUGAUUUAAAUGUGACUAAACCCAUUUGCACAAUCUGCACUUAGAUUCGUGAUACUUUUAUUGAUUUUAGUGUUGGAUCAGUUUACCUUUUAUAUUUUGUGUGUUUAUGUAUGUUUGUAUUAAAGUGAAAAAAACCA